Molecule: messenger RNA, 2619 nt
Organism: Zasmidium cellare ATCC 36951
Lineage: Eukaryota; Fungi; Ascomycota; Dothideomycetes; Mycosphaerellales; Mycosphaerellaceae
Exons: 1
Coding region: 1-2619 (872 amino acids)
Molecular function (GO): zinc ion binding
Source: RefSeq, a predicted model, not a curated record
AUGGCAGAUCGACGAGGUGUUGUGGUACCCUUGAUAAUCCUCGCCUGGAUUAUCCUCAGCCCUGAACCCGCCAGAAACCCAGCGGCGCGAUUCGAUGACCGGCCUUCGCUGGACGAUGUGAUAGCUGAAGAACAGCGAUCGCUAUCGGUGGUGCAAAACUCAAGAUGGGACGCAACAUACGGUAGCUCAGGGCAUACGCUGAACCUCACGGGGUUCCAGCCGGAGAGAGGGUACGCUUGGGACUCACUCGCCGGAGUCAAGAGACGAGCUCGCGAGCAGUUGGAGUACGCGCUGGGAGAUUGGGGGAUUGGGGCGCUGGAUGGAAAGAAGGAUGAGCCUAGCCCAACGCCUCUAUACAGCAAUGCGACUGGAUACGUGCGUGGGAAGUGGAAGAGGUCAAAGCUGCAGGAAGACACUCCAACACCGCAGUUGAAUCUCACGGAGUUUGCGCCGCCCGGCCCCUUUGGCCAGCCUGGCAUCCCUCGGCGGUUCGAAAGAAACAUUACGGGGGACAAUGGAGAUAUCACAAUCAGAUUCAACGAGAAGGACCUGGCUAGUCCCGGUCCCAGGAGCAGACAGGAUAACAAUAAUGUCACUGAGAUGAGCGUGGAGAUGAAAAUCACAGACUCGCAAUCUUACGACGAGUGGGAGACGCAGCUGCGAGGAGUUUACUUUUUCGACAUUGGACAAGCCAUACUUACAACGACAAGCGACAAAUUCGCCGGCAUCUUCACACUGCCGCAUUUCGCCCUAUCAGAGACGACUUUCGAAGAGGCAAAAAUCCUACUGAACGAGUCUAUCUCAAACGUGAUUCAGCGGCAAGCAGACCGCAGAACAGAGCUACGUAAUCCAUGGACGACAAGAGCGGAAGGGACAGGUGACAUGCGAUUUUCAGGACCAGAAUGCGAACUGGUCCUGUACUUGCAACAGUUGGCACCCGUGGCGAGCACUCAAUUCUCUUCCGCCUUCAUCAGCUUCCUUGAGAGUGAGCUACGCUUCCCGACUGGUGCAGUUGUUCCAAGUGCUCCAGACUUGCGGUUCUCGAUGCUGGCAUUCUCUCCGGACUGUGGCUACGUGCUUGAAUCGAAAGGCCCACCAGACGACUUCGCGCAAGACAAUGAUCACCUGACGGGACCGAAGAUGGAGGUGCAGUAUCUCCACAGUCGACAUCAUCUUAUGCUGUUCACACUGGCACUGGGACUCCAGCUGUUCUUGCUGAUGCGCCAAAUGCGUGAAGCAAGUACACCUUCUACACGAAGCCGGAUCAGCUUUUACACCAUUGCCAUCCUGGCUCUUGGAGACGGAUUCACCACAAUGACGUUCUUACUGAUCAGUCUGUUCCUCACUGGAUUGUGGGUCAACCUGGUAGGCACUGGAUUUCUGGCCUUCAUCAGCGUUUCAUUCUUUGGUAUGAGAUUUCUGAUGGAUAUCUGGCACGUCCAAGCACCUGAGCGUGAGAGAAGAGCAAGAGCAGAGGUUGAAGAGGAGAUCAGAAGAGAACAGGCAUUCAAUGCAGCGUUGCAACGAAUCCGCGCUGAGAGAGACGCUGCACGACAGCCUGCCGAAACAAACGGAAAUGCACUAAAUCCUGCGAAUCCAGUCUCGAAUACGACGACUACGACUCCGACCGAGUCAACUCCAACUCCGGCUCCUCAAUCCACUACACAGCCCAAUGUUGAAGGCUUGCCAAUACCAGUCACCGCACCGAGACCCGUCGAUACAGUGGCGACGCCUGUGUUCAUGCCAUCUAAUCAAGACGGUCUCGAACCAGUGGCACAGCCGACCGCGGCGAACCAGACGAACACCAACGCGGCAGUGGCAGCGAGAAUGCCUAGCUUUGCUUCGUUGUACACUCGCUUUUACCUGCUCUUGCUGGCCACUCUGUUCUUGAGUCUCAACGCUACAUCUUGGCCAGCGCCCGCCAGACGCAUAUUCUUUACCUUCUUGGGACUGCUUUACUUGAGCUUCUGGAUACCCCAAGUUCACAGAAAUGUCCAGAGGAAUUGUCGCCACGCUCUCAAUUGGGAAUUCGUUCUUGGACAGAGCUUACUGCGGCUGACUCCAUUUGCAUAUUUCUACGGCUACAAGCACAAUGUUCUAUUCGCGGAUGUGGACUUCGUUGGGCUGAGUCUGCUAGCAGUGUGGGUUUGGGUCCAAGUCGUCGUGCUGGUCUCACAGGAGAUCAUAGGACCAAGAUGGUUCAUCCGAAAAACCUGGGCCCCACCAGCCUACGACUAUCAUCCCAUCUUACGUGAGGACGAAGAAGGCGCUACAAUGCCCAUCGGCUUCUCGCAAGCAGCAGCGGAUGGUUCUGCGCCAGCAUCGCCUAUUCAAGAGCGAACACCCACGUCACCCGCAGCAAGACGAGCCUCAGUCGCGAAAGAUGCCAAGGAGAAAGGCAAACGAGUCUUUGAUUGUGCCAUCUGCAUGCAAGAUUUGGAAGUGCCCGUCGUUGAAGCCGGCGCAUCCAGCGAUGCAGGUCUCGCUGGUGGGCUGCUUGCUCGUCGAACAUACAUGGUGACGCCUUGUCGACAUAUCUUCCACAGCAGCUGUUUGGAAGGCUGGAUGAAGUAUCGACUGCAAUGUCCAAUAUGCAGAGAGACGCUGCCGCCUUUGUAG